This is a messenger RNA of Dreissena polymorpha, 1726 nucleotides long. Its product is annotated as sialate O-acetylesterase-like. The record is from RefSeq and is a predicted model, not a curated record. Gene Ontology annotation, molecular function: sialate O-acetylesterase activity. Gene Ontology annotation, biological process: carbohydrate metabolic process. The coding region runs from base 113 to 1603 and encodes 496 amino acids. Lineage: Eukaryota; Metazoa; Mollusca; Bivalvia; Myida; Dreissenidae. The transcript has 9 exons.
AAAUAAAUGCUUAAUACGUAACGAGCUUGACACUUUAAAAAGCCGAACUAGACAUUUGACAAAAAUAUCAUCAGAUAUUCGGUAAAGUCAACUUGGAAAGUAGAAGAGUGAAAUGGCAUUUUAUCUGACAUGUAUUCUUUUGGUCGGUGCAUGCUGCGCAUAUUCAGACGCUGCGGUGCGCUUCGCCAACUACUACGCCAAUCACAUGGUUCUCCAGAAGGCUCCUGCCCAAGCACACAUCUGGGGAACUGGAGGAGCAGUCGGUCAAUCCGUAACAGUGGUCAUGGAUGGCAAGACAGUCGCCACUCUUGCCGCCAAUGACGCUGGCGUCUGGGAAGUAUUACUUCCGGCCACUGUUGCAGGAGGGCCACACAAUAUCUCUGUGACUUCCAAUGGAACCACGGUUUCGCUGCGUGAUGUAUUGUUUGGCGAUGUCUGGAUUUGCUCAGGGCAAAGCAACAUGGAGUACUCAAUGAAUGGGAUACAAAACUACUCGGCGUUAGUGACGACAGCCAUGCAGAGAAACAAUCUGCGGAUUUUCCGUUUAGAUCAUAACGCAGUGAACAGGCCGACAAAGGAACCUGCGAUUGUGUUUACAUGGCAGGCACCUGGUCAGGAUUGGCAAACGGAUUACUUCUCAGCUGUAUGCCUUAUAUUCGCCAUUGAACUGUCCCAAAAUCUUACCCAACCCUUCGGUAUGGUUGAGACCAACUGGGGAGGCACCCCCGUCGAGGCGUGGUCAUCACCCGAAGCGCUUGCCGCCUGCCCGCAGCAAAAAAAGAAACGAGCUAUGGAUCCAAAUCUUCCGAGCGUGUUGUACAACGGUAUGAUUGCGCCGAUAUUGCCAAUGACGAUAUUCGGGGCUAUCUGGUACCAAGGUGAAUCCAACGCUGGGAGACCGCAUUUAUACGCAUGCCAGUUCAAGGCGAUGAUAAGCGACUGGCGGACAAAAUUCCACCAGGCGUCCAAGAAUCAGACUAGCAACAUGUUCCCUUUUGGCUUUGUUCAGCUCGCGCCGUUUCGCAACACCACUAUUAAAGCUGGUUUCUCGGAUAUUCGCUGGGCACAGACGGCGGAAUAUGGUUACGUUCCAAACCCAACUCUUACAAACGUUUUUAUGGCCGUUGCUAUGGAUCUCCCUGACUACGACUCCCCGCAAGGCUCAAUCCACCCCCGCUACAAGGAGGACAUUGCCGCCCGCCUGGCCCUUGGUGCUCGUGGUGUUGCAUACGGUCAAAAGAACAUCGACUAUCAGGGACCUUUUCCCACCCGCUUCUCUCUAACUGGACAGAGAAUGACCAUCGAAUAUGACAACGGAAACAGCGACAUUGCUAUACGGACAACAAACGGCUUUGAGAUUUGCUGUGGACCCACUGAAAGCCAAGUGUGCCAAGCAACCGGGUGGAUAGCUGCUCCUAUAUCUGGACAUGGCCCUACCUCCGUUACACUUGACAAUUCCGGAUGUCAUGGCAACAGCCACAUCGUGGCGGGAGUCCGUUACGCAUGGGAGGAGAGUCCAUGUGACUUCAAGAAGUGCGCCGUGUAUGGACUGGGGACCAAUCUUCCGGCUCCACCCUUUGUUAAGAACGCUCCUUUUAAUUAAACCGAAUUAUAAUUGAAAGCGAAACAGUAAAUUGCGUUGCUUAUACAAUGUUUAUAUUGAUGUAAAUGAAACGUGCUUAUACAAUGUUUAUAUUGAUGUAAAUAAAACGUUUAUGCUAUCUUC